AUGAUACAGCAUAAAAGUAUACCAUCAUCGUCUUCCUAUCAUUCAACUUCAGAGGCGGGUCCCUCGUCUCAACAUGUUCAAUCACCACCGACACCUAUCUCACCGACUAAUCCUACUCGACUACCGACACAUGUACAGGCGAUCCACGACUUCGACCCAUCUCUGCUGGCCUCAACUUCAUCCUCCAAUGUCAACAUGUAUCUCAGUUUCAACGCGGGAGAGAUCAUCAGAGUACACGUGAGGGAUGCGACCGGUUGGUGGGAUGGUGAGAUCAGCGGGUCAUCCAGAUGGGCCAACGAAGGGGAAGAUAAUACUAUGAAAGGACUAAGAAGAGGCUGGUUCCCCAGUAACUACGUAAGAGAGAUGGGAUGGGACGGAUCAUUUCAUCGACGAGACGAGUCCUCGGCGACUAGCAAUGCUUCUGUGACCAGUCCCACCGCCAGGCAUCGAGAGAGCGCUCAUGCGCAUACACAAUCACAUUCAUCCCAUGCUCGACAUACCUCGGCUGCCUCUCAUCAUUCCAGAGCGUCCACAUCAACUUCAGUGUCUCAUCAAACCCCUUCUCCUGCGACGUCCAACGAUCCUACCAAUUUCGAUCCGUCCUUUCAGACCCUCAUGCACCCUAUCGUACAGUCCCUCUCACUGCUGGAAUCUGCCAUCCACUCCAACCGCAAACCGCACAUUCAACCUGCUACAGCUUGCGUCAUAUCCUCAAUUCGAGCAGCACUCAUGCAGACCGACUGUCUGAGCAAAGAAUCAACCACUCUUGUCUCAUGGCCAGUCCUCGCUAGAGAACGGAAGAUAGUCCUGAUGGAACUUUCCAAAUUAGUAGCUUGUGCCAAGACAGCCGGCAGCCUGGAAGGAACAAAGGAUCAGGAUGAUAGUAAGGAAUUAGAAGCCUUAGCAAAAGCUGCAAGAGGAGUAUUUGCAUCAGUGAAGCGAUUUUUACAUAUAGCGAAUGAAUAUGGAGUCACUGUCACCCUCGUAGAGAACUCUCAAGAGGAAGGCUCCGAAGGAUCAGCAAUUGCGAAGGAUUCAUCAACCACUGCGUCCUCUCACACUUCCGCUGGUUCAGUCGACGAUACCGAUCAGUCCACUAUUGGUAAACACCGCGUCAACGCUUCAUCAAGCGGUAACGCUCGACUUCAGGAGGCGUUCCGCAAUAGAGCAGCCAGUAUUGGUGAUCUACGUGCAGCUCGUCGAAGAGCGGGUAGCCCCCCUCCGCCCUUACCUACCGCCUCCAUCAUCGCUUCAAGCUCUCGUAUAGGUCGAGAGAGAUCACCCUCGGUCAUGCAUACCCCCAUGUCAGCGACCUUCUCUCAAAGCUCAGGUCGAUCUUCGCCCAUCGCCAGCAAGUCAUUCCGCGAUCGACGAGUCCAGGGAAGUAUGGACAGUACAUUCAGUCAAGCUACAGCCGCUUCGUCCGAAGACACUCACACGCCUUGGGAAGACACCACACCGGUCCCGACACCGCAGGCAACAGUGGUCAAUCGUCAACUGGGAUCUGUAGCUGAUGUGCACGAGGCGAUCGGUCACGCUGAAGAUGCUUUAUUAUCGAUCAUUGCCGCUUUCAUCGGUCAUAUCCAUUCCCACAAUAUCAGCUCUCACCCAUCAAGUCAUGCUCAUCUGAUCGAGAUGACGAGAGAAACGAUAGACAGCGUGAGAGAACUGCUUACGAUCGUAGAGGCUGUCGGAAGAAACGUCGGAGUUCGGCAUAAAAGACCAAGGGAGAUAGAAGCUUUGAGAAUCGCUAAAGACCAAUUAUAUGAGGUCGCAUCGAAAUUGGUAGAAAGCGCCGAGAUCGUUGCCAACGCACCUUUUUCCGAAUUUGGCGAAGACAGCUACGACGUUGAGAAAGCCCGUCUACUCCAGUCUGCUACCGGUACAUUGCGAUCGGGAAAAGAAUGUGUUCGUUUGGUUAAACUCUGCUUACCUGAAGAUGAAAAUGUGCAUCUUCAUGCGACACCCCGUCAGAUUGAUGUUCAUGGCCGACAGUCAACCCCUCGACCUUCACAUACCCAUGAAGCUCCACUAAUAAUGCGAGAGAAACCGGUCGGAGCGAGAGGUGUACAUACUCUGUCUGGAUUGCAUAGGAAGGCCACCAGUCUUAGCACUUUGCAGAAGCGUUAUCAGCACGAUGAAUCAAUCGCGCAAGCUCCCAUGGAGGAGGAGGAAGAUGUGGAGACUGAGGAGGAAGAGGAAGAUCAAGAAGUGGUUCAGGAUUUCAGCAAAGAUGAGGAUCUGACGAUGCGUCCUAACAUGCAGCCCAUGCUCGGAGCACCAUCACGACCAACCUUACAACAGCAUCAUACAACGCCCGGACUCAUCACGACCACUCGUCGACCCUCGAAAGAGUUACUCAAAGCACUCGACGAAACAAACAAUUCUGGACCUCGAAGUCGAUCAUCCAGCUUGACCUCUCCAGCCCCACCGAGGAUCAAACAUCGAUCGCCGUCUCGUUCAGCUGAUCUCGACAAGUUCACAGCUGACUAUGACAUCCCAAUGGAGCCUCAAAGGCGCGCUCCUAAGGGGACCUUAUCUGCAUCCUCGAGGCUGUCAACGUACACCUCUGCUAGCUCGCAAGUAUCGGUCACAUCCACUGCUCCUACCUCGAUUCGAUCAUCCGAUGUGAGCGAAUUCAACGCGGUCCUUCCUCAGACCCCAUCGGUCCAUGAUGUUCCAGCUUUCGGUGCACUCAAAGUCGAGAUUCCCUCAGCCUCUCAUGAGUUAUCUCAAGCGACCGAUAAACUUGCUCUGGUCGACGAGACUCCCGUCAAGACGCAAGCCAACCUCCGUCCUGCAGCUCCUGUACGGAGUGUCACUGCUCCCAUGCCAACCGCCAAUGCCGAUGUCCGAUUCUGGGUAGUAGCCCACGAUUAUGAUCCUCGCGAGAUCGCUUUCAACUCGGACGGGGCUAUCGUCGGAGCUUCUUUAGCUGUAUUGGUAGAGAAGAUGACACCUCAGGAUGGACCUGUAGAUCCAACCUUUAAUGCCACUUUCUUCUUUACAUUCAGAUUAUUCACCACGCCCGGUCGACUGCUCGAGGCUAUCAUGAGCCGCUACGAUCUGCAACCACCAGCCGCUAUGGUCUUCGGGGAGAAAGAAAGGGCGAUAUGGAUCGAGAGAAAAGUUGUUCCCGUCAGAUUGCGGAUAUACAAUUUCCUGAAGUCAUGGCUUGACCAACACUGGAGAGAAGAAACUGAUGAUGUGAUCUUGGAUACUCUGCAAGUUUUCGCUAAAGACGUUGUCUCGGUCACAUUACCAGCUAUGGGACCAAGAUUGGCGGAUGCCGUCCGACGAAAGAUGAAUGGACCGACGUCAGCCGUUUCAGAUCGUUCAUCUAUCCAUCGACCGGUCUCAAUGGACCGUAUGAGAAGUAUCAGUCAAUCUGGAUUGUUACAUCCUCCAUCUAUAUCUGGUGGUCUGCCACCUACACCAGUAAUCAGCAAGAACCUCCAUUCAUUCCUUCAAAAAGCCAGUGCGGCGGGAAGUAAUAUCAACAUUACGGAAUUUGAUACGUUGGAGUUAGCUCGUCAGUUCACCAUUAUGGAAAGUAAGAUGUUCUGCGCGGUCGUCCCUGAAGAUUUGUUGCAGACUGGUAAAAAGACGAUACCGGAAUUGAAAGCUCUCAGUACAUUGUCGAAUCAGAUCACAGGUUGGGUAGCGGAUAGUAUCUUGAAUGAAACGGAUGCGAAGAAACGAGCGAGUCUAGUGAAAUUCUUCAUCAAAUUGGCUGAUAAAUGCUUGAUGAUGUACAAUUUCUCUACGAUGUUUGCCGUUCUGGCCGGCUUGAACAGUAGUACCAUUUUGCGGCUGAAGAAGACAUGGGAUGCCCUUCCUACCAAGUACAAAGUGACUAUCGAAAGACUUCGAGGUGUCAUUGAGCACACCAAGAACCAUGCAGCUUAUCGAGUGAGGUUACGUGAAGCACCUACGCCUUGUCUUCCAUUCCUUGGUUUGAUACUCACCGAUAUCACGUUCACCUCCGACGGUAAUCCAAGCACACGUCCCUCGGUGCUUGAGCCCGAUAUCAUUUUGAUCAAUCAGGACAAAUACAACAAGCUAGGUAGGAUCGCAAUGGACUUUAAGAGAUACCAGGAGCCAUUCAAUUUCCACGAGUUGGAAGCUGUGCAGACGUUCUUGAAGCGCGUGUUGACUGAGAGAGGAAGUGGGUCGGUCGAUGCCCUGUACAGGAAAUCUCUGAUGCUUGAACCUAGACAAGGGUCAGAGAGGUUUAGUUCGAACGUUGAAAGGCCAAAUUGGUUGAGUGGUAAAAUAUAA
Messenger RNA from Kwoniella mangroviensis CBS 8507, 4281 nucleotides. RefSeq lists its product as uncharacterized. Gene Ontology annotation, molecular function: protein binding; guanyl-nucleotide exchange factor activity. The record is from RefSeq and is a predicted model, not a curated record. The transcript has 9 exons. Gene Ontology annotation, biological process: positive regulation of GTPase activity; Ras protein signal transduction. The coding region runs from base 1 to 4281 and encodes 1426 amino acids. Lineage: Eukaryota; Fungi; Basidiomycota; Tremellomycetes; Tremellales; Cryptococcaceae. Gene Ontology annotation, cellular component: plasma membrane.